Messenger RNA from Eimeria necatrix, 714 nucleotides. RefSeq lists its product as hypothetical. NCBI's taxonomy places the organism in Eukaryota, Apicomplexa, Conoidasida, Eucoccidiorida, Eimeriidae. The transcript has 2 exons. Bases 1 to 714 code for a protein of 237 amino acids. The record is from RefSeq and is a predicted model, not a curated record.
AUGGAGGAAGAAAGAGGAGGCGAGCGGUUUGCUGCUGCAGCUGCUGCUGCUGCUGCUUACAACGGGCCAUUGGUGCUGCUCGAGCCCCCCGACGUGCUGCCGCUGCUGCACUUCGCGGACCCCCCCUCGCCCCGCGGCAGCAGCAGCAGCAGCAGCAGCAACAGCAGCAGCAGCAGCAGCAGCGACGGGAGGACCUGUGCUGCUGCUGCUGCUGCUGCUGCUGCUGCUGAAGCGCCCGCCGCCGAAGAAGCCGAGCUGUCUGGACACCUGACGGAAAGCACUGGAGAUGAAGUUUGUCUUUGGGAGCAGCGCGAAGCAGAAGAAGCAAAAGAAGAGUUCAAAGACACAGCAGCAGCAGCAGCAGCAGCAGCAGCAACAGCAGCAGCAGCAACAGCAGCAGCAGCAACAGAGCCCAUCACGCCUGAAACCCUCGCAGCAGUUGGCAUUUCCUAUGAUAUGCUUUUCCCAGUGCUGGAGCCGCACGACUACCCCAUCAAGGAAGUGGCGCGUUGGUCGCGGCGCAUGUUGACUCCGGAAGAGUUCAGAAGCCUCAAAGCUGCUGCCUUUCGAGUGGACUUCGACAGUUUGCCCAAAAGCGAACUCACCGGCCUUUACUUCAACAGACACAGACCCUGUUGGUCUGCGGACUACUACACGCGGCAGCGCAAACGCAAAACCAUCGACUUCUUCGUCCCCGUAAACCCUAAACCCUAA